UCAUUUAAUAUUUCAUUUCCGGCAAAACAGAAAUAAACGGAAAUAAACUGACAUUAACAAAAACAUGUAAAUAUUGCACUAAGUACUUGUCAAGAUGGUUCUUAUAUUUACUACAACAACCAGCAUUCUGUCAAAUGAGUAUGUUGAAAAGUUUCCGAAGGAUAAACUGGCCGUUGCAUUAUUCAAAAUUGCUAAAGACUCCAGGGUUUCACUUGCUAAAGAGAAGACCUCGUUUGUUAUCACGGGAGACUGGAUCAAUGUAACGCGUGCUUAUGAAGCGCUGGAACACUAUCUUGAGAACAAGAAUCAGUUUGAUGAAUCUUCUGAAUGUAAUCUCCAAGAGUCUAAGGGUCGAAAUAAAAGUGUUAACAGCAAAGUGCCAAAUGCAUUUCAGAAACCUGCUCGACGAGGUCGAAAGCCAGGGACUACAAUUGUGGCUAAAAGAAAUCAGUCAAAUAGUUUGCCAGAACCUGUAGUUAUGCAACAGCAUGAUUUUGAUAAGCCACAACUAAGCCAACAAAUGAAUAAAAUCCUUCAAAACUAUGUAAAACCAACAAAAGUAAGAAAUGAAUGUCACAUAUUAAAUAACGACUUAGAAGCUAAUAAUGAUAAAAUCCAAAAUGACAUAAAUUCAAUUCAUGUCAAACAAACAGCUGAGAAUUGUUUGACAUCAAAAAAUGAAACAUCAGUCAAAGUUGUGAUUAAAAAAGAAAUCGAACAAGAUGAAUUUGAUGGUGACACAGAUAUUGAGGACAAUUUUGAUCUAAAUCAAAUGAUAAACAAUCAAACUGAUAGUGUUAACCUAGUCACUGAUGUUAAUGGUAAAGUUGUUAAGUGCAAGAAAAUAAAAAAUACUAUUGGACGCAGCCCUAUAUCAAAUAAAAAAAGACGAAGCACUAAAUCCAAAUCAACAAGGAUAAGGAACAAAAAGAAUGAGAUAAAAAAUUGUAUAGAAAAUGCCAAAACUGAAAUGAAAUCGUUUGAUUGUACUGAAUGUGACUACAGAAGUCCUAACAAAAUCAACUUUGUGCAGCACAAGCAGAGAAUGCACACUUUUUCAUUAAAAUGUGAUGAAUGUGGACAUGUAUUUGGAAUGAAGAAAGAUCUUAAUCGGCAUGUAAAACGUGUUCAUGGGGAGCCAUCGUAUGUUUGUGAAAUUUGCCAACGUCAUUACAAAUUCCGCAGGGCUUAUGUUAGCCACAUGAAAUGUCAUGAUUCUGAUUAUGUCAAACAAGACUACCCAUGUGAAAUAUGUGGUAAAACUUUUAGUACUAAGUAUGUACUUACAACACAUGUUAAUGCAGCCCAUCUUGGAAUAAAGAAAUCGUAUGUUUGCCCAACCUGUGGUAAGACGUUCACACAGAGGAGCUCCUACCUUAUGCAUGCAAAUGUACAUGCAGGGAUAAAACCAUAUGUUUGUCAUGUGUGUGGGAAGGCAUUCUCCUAUGACAAGUCUUUGAAGGAGCACAAAUACAUGCAUGAUUCAGAAAAACAUUUUGCAUGUGAGAUCUGCAAGAAAACAUUUCGCCAGAAGACCAGCCUCCAGAUUCACCUUAAGAUUCACAAAGAGUCCAGAGAUUACAUCUGUCAGUCUUGCGGGAAAGGUUUCACUCAGAAGCAAUCAUUGCACAGACACGAGCGGAUUCACAAUGGUGACAAGCCUUUCCAGUGUACAUUGUGCCAGAGAACAUUUAAUGAUUACUCCAUCAUUCGUCGUCAUAUGAUACUUCUACAUAAACGUGAUCCAAAGGACCCUGGUAGUUGGAAGAAAGAAAUCAUCAAUACAGUGAAAAAAGCGACUGCUUUCUACAUCGAGGGUGGGUCCGGUUACAAUGCUGGUGGAAGAGCUCCUCCAUUGGUGGAAACACAUACAGAUACUAGGCCCUCCUGUCAAGACUUGAACAGUUCACCAGAUAAUGUAUCUGUAACUAAAUCGGGUAAAAAGCCUUCUAGCCAGCCUGUCAAGAAAGAGUUAUCUGCAGAAGAAAGUGGUUUGAGACAGGGUCACCUGCAUGAGAUGGCCCGAGCUGUCUACCCACAAGUAACAUCUUUGAGCAAUGUAGAGACUGAUUCUCAGGCUUCUCCACUGCCUCUAAAUUAUAGCAUCCCUGCACACUUUUCUGAUAGUGCAAGAGAGGAGCAUGGUGCUACAACUGAGCUAGAUAUUGAUAAAAUAUCUGACCGCUAUCAAAUGCUUACCAACUCAUAUCAUGCGAUUGCUCCUGCGCGGACAGAGUUGCCUCCCAUUGGGUUGUCAGUACUUAGCAACCAGGGCAUGGAUGCUAUACGAUCACAGGAACUGUCUCAUUCAGCAGCACAGAAUGAUUCAAGUUACACCCAGACAAUGUCUAAUGCCUGGAUGUAUCCAAAUUACCCAUAUUAUAGCACACAUCAUUUUUCACAGUUUCAGGGUCCUCCCAGUUAAGUCUUUGCAUCAUGAUGCUAGGCUACUGUUGUCUAUUUAUUUGUUGAAUUAAAUUCUACUUUAAGAUGAAGUUCACUUAAAUGAAAGCUAAUUAACAAAAAUAGUGUUAAAUUUUUUUUGCCAGAAAAUAACCAAAACAUUCGCUUAAAGCUUUAAAUUCUUUUGAGUAAUCAUAUUUUCAAAAUAAUUUCUAUGAUAACUAAUUAGACCAUGAAUCUUUUAUAUAUGAUUGGAUAAUUUAUUUAAAGUUAAGCAAAUCAAGAUCUGAUUAAAAAAAAAUCUUUUUCAGUAAUUUAGUUAUGUUGAUCUCGCAACUUCAUUUAAUAUUGUUAUUCCAGCAAACAUUAAUGAGAAUGUUCCAUUUUGGCGAGCCAUCAUCUGUAAGGCCUGUUUAAGUAGCUGAGUGUAUGUCAGUGUGUGUUUGUGUCUGUCUGAGUUUGACUGGACUGUAACUUGAUAAUUCAUUCUCAAUGUAAAAAUGCUUGACUACACAUUUUUAUUACCGGGUAUUUCAAGAUUGAAUGUGGCUUAUUAAACGUUGUUUCCCAAGCUUUAAAGUCAAGGUUAAUCUUAGAUGUCAAGGGUCAAUUAUUGCCACUGUACAUCAAUGAUCAUGUCAAGACUGUCACUUUGUCAUUAAUCAUGCACUUAAAAAACUUAACUAAUGUGCCCCAUGUUUAGACGUUAUGUUGGGAUUAAGAUCACGAAAGAUAUCAUCUCAUCAUCCUUGCCCAAAGAUCAAGAUCAAGGUCACACCUAGAGGUUGUUCAACCUGUGUCCCUAGCAAAAAGGUCUAAGUUACACUCAAUAGGUCUUAAGGCAUAAUGCAGAUAGUCUCGACUGUAACUUCUUGAUUCGGCAUGCAAUUUAAAACUAACAAAUGUUUACCUUGUGAAGACAGUGUUGUGUAUGAGACCCAUAUAUCAAGAUCAUAUUUAAUCAAGAUUUAUAAGAGCUCAAUUUACUUAAACUUUCAUAUGCAAAUAAAAAAUAAGACACCACAAAUAUUCACUCAUAUAAAAACCUUGGUUGAAAUGUCAAGGUCCAACUACUUAGAGGCCCAGGUCAAAUUUUGACAUCACUUGUCCAAAAUGAAGCUUCAUUUUAUAUUAUUUGACAGGCUUUUUAACCAUUUAACCCCCCCCCCCCCCCCCCCCCCCCCCACACACACACACAAAUCUACAGAAUGUGAAGAUGGCAAUUUGCAUGCAAAACAGUUUCCAUUGGUAACGUCAACACUAAGAGGCCAUUAUUAGUUUACCUCAGGAGAGUGAUUGUGAUCAGUGUAUGUCAGACAUGGUCAAUAAUUGGCUUGCUGCCACUCAAAAGGUCACAUUUUUCUCUCAAUCUUGGUCAGGAUAUUUAUCGUUCCCAUAAGUUCAAGAAACCUUACACUGAUUGAUAUUUAGUUUCAAAAUACCAAUGUAAAACCAGUUAUGUAUUGUUAUGAUGUAAACAAAAUUACCCUGUGUUAUAUAACAAUUGUGCGAGUCAUGUUUGUUUGAACAAGUUUUUUUGUGUGUAGAAUUGACAUUUUAUGUAGUGUAAGUUACAUAAUAUAUAAUGUACCCGAUACCCAAGUAAGAAUGAAUAAAUCAGUUAAACUUG
This is a messenger RNA of Dreissena polymorpha, 4033 nucleotides long. RefSeq names its product putative zinc finger protein 66. The coding region runs from base 95 to 2425 and encodes 776 amino acids. NCBI's taxonomy places the organism in Eukaryota, Metazoa, Mollusca, Bivalvia, Myida, Dreissenidae. The transcript has 3 exons. The record is from RefSeq and is a predicted model, not a curated record.